AAAACGUGCAGCAGAUGGCGCUGUUGUAAAAGCCAGCAUACAUUUUAUUGGCACGAGCUCGAUUCCAUAAACAAACUGCGCAGACGCGUUGCGGACAGAGAGAUAGCGCACUAAGAGGAAAUUUACACACCGCUGUUGACACCAGAACAUUUUCUUUGGGAUAUAACCACCACAAGACCUUUCGAUUUGUACAUUUUCCGUAGGGGCGAAUAUGGCGACGCUGGGACCGGAGCCCCGUCCCCACUCCCAGCUGCCUUCUGUCGCAUUACAGGCGAACCUGAGCGGACUGGGCUCAAAUACGAACCUGCCUCUCAACCGGGGCUUGGAGAGAGCACUGGAGGAUGCGGCCAACUCCGGAUUUAUGAACCUCAGCACAAGAAAACUGAAAGAAUUCCCACGGAGUGCAUCAAACUACGACCUGACGGACACCGUUGAAGCAGACCUGUCGAAGAAUCGUUUGGUUGACAUCCCGUCAGAGGUGUGUCACCUGGUCUCCCUGGAAAUGCUCAACCUGUAUCACAACUGCAUCAAGAGCAUUCCAGAUACCAUCAUUAGCCUACAGUCCCUUACGUGCUUGAACAUCAGCCGGAACCAGCUGUCAGUGCUGCCAGCGUGUGUGUGUGGUCUUCCUCUGCAAGUGCUCAAUGCCAGCAAUAACAAACUCAAUGUACUUCCAGAAAGCAUUGGCCAGCUCACCAGUCUCAUGGAACUUGAUGUGAGCUGUAAUGAAAUCACAGCUCUUCCACGUCACAUCGGCCAACUUAAAGCACUGAGAGAACUCAACGUGCACCGAAACCUUCUCUGUGUCCUACCAGAGGAUUUAGCAGAUCUACCUCUGGUCAAGUUUGACUUCUCCUGUAAUAAAGUUUCAACUAUUCCUGUCUGCUAUCGAAAAAUGACCCAACUACAGUCACUACACCUCGAGAACAAUCCACUUCAGAGUCCUCCAGCACAGAUCUGCAUGAAGGGUAAGAUUCAUAUAUUUAAAUACCUCGCCAUGGAGGCGUGUCGCAGCGACAAGAUGGCUGACGCCCUGUACCUGCCCGUAACGGACCGCCUCAGCUUGACACGGCCCACCAAUGGGAGCAUUGAGGACAUAGAUCAGCACAAGAAACUUGACAGUGAUUCUGGGGUAGGCAGUGACAACGGAGACAAGCGCCUCUCGGCUACUGAGCCAUCAGAUGAAGACAGUCUCAGCUUAAAUGUGCCCAUGACCAACAUCACAGAAGAGGAAGGCUUGAGCAAAGACGACUCUAGUGAACACAUCAGCGACCUGACAGCAGACAGAAGUUCAUCGGAAUCCCUUAAAGAACAGCUGGGCUACAGACACUCCACCCUGAGCUCACCGUUCAUCAGCUACAUCAAGAGUCGCAGUGCUGACUUUGAUGAGCCACUCAGGAUAGAGGAAGACGGCAACUGGACUUCAGAACAAACGUCAAAGGUCAACAUGAUCAACCAGCUGAAGGAGGCUGUGGAGAUGCUACAGGAUCCUAACAGGGUGAACAUGAACUCCGCUGAUCUGCCGGGUAUUAGGCUCUACCCUGUGGAGAUGGUUAAUGUAGAAGAGUCACUCAAUGGACAAGAGAGUGAUGAGGGUCAGAUGACAUCUAAGGCAGCUCCUGGAGAAUGCUGGGAGUUCCAGAGGAAGAGACAGUACAUUCUAGAACGGGCCCGACUCGAGGCCCAGCUCGCAUGCCAGCAGUAUGCCCUGCACAUGGCACAACAGGGGGACGCGAUUGAACAAGAUGGAGCAGAUGAUGGUUCUGAGAAUCAAGUCAUCAAGAAUGAAGACAGCACCCCAGUUUGCAGUCCCACCUUGAGUUCUCCUCCCUUCGGGUUAAAGCCCAGAACAGCUUCACCCUCUGUGCCCUAUUUGGCUCCGCCUUCUCCCCUUCACCUUAUACAGGCCCCGCCUACCGAUACUGACACACCCCCUAGACCAGCUGAAGGAGACAUGCAAAGCAGUGUAUAUUUUAGGACACAAAAGAAUCUGGAAUCAGCGGAUCCUCAGUUCACCAUGAGGAGAAAGAUGGAGCAACUGAGAGAGGAGCUGGAGCUCACAGAACAACUGCGAGAGAGUAUUGAAAGCAGAUUAAAAGUGAUUCUUCCUGAAGAUCUGGGUUCAUCUCUCAUGGACGGGGUCGUGCUCUGUCAUCUAGUGAAUCACAUUCGACCGCGUUCAGUUGGAAGUAUCCACGUGCCAUCCCCAGCAGUGCCCAAGCUUAGCAUGGCGAAGUGCCGCAGAAACGUUGAAAACUUUCUGGAUGCCUGCAGGAAAAUGGGAGUCCCUGAGGAUAAAUUAUGUCUGCCUCAUCACAUUUUGGAAAAGGGGCUCAUCAAAGUUGGCAUCACCGUCCAAGCUUUACUAGAUGAGACUUCGAUCAAACAGACACUCUUCCCAUGAGUCGCACACAUACACCAGCAUAUAAACGCACAUCUACACAGCUGACACAACACUCUUAACUCCUCUUUUGCCGACUGACCUCCACCAAACGUGUAUUUCUAUAUCUGAUCUUCAACUACAGGUAAAUGUUAAUGUUUUCCAUUCUUUAAUAUAUGUAAUGUAGACUUAACAUUUCCAAGGCCAUAUUCGUAUAUGCAACAUUAGCUUGAAAUUCUUUAUUUAAUACACUUAUAUUUAUUAAGGCACUAAUUAAGAGAUGUACACAAUUGGAAAAAAAGAAUAUUUUCUGAUAGUUUAUAUAUCUAUGUGAUGUCUGUUGAGCCUUUAUUGGCAGUGCAGUUGUCUGCCGAAGUUUAGUGUAAAACACUCAGUCUCCCAGUGUGUUUCUAAAAGCCUUUAUCACUUAUUUUUUACACUUUUUGGGAGAUAUUAGUGUUCAGUCUCAGGGGAGGUGUGGCCUCACUAGUUUCAUAAGGUCUUCUUUCUGCUUACCUGUUAGAUAUGUUUGUGUGUGUUUGUCUGUGCAGUAGAAAGCAAAAUUCUACUGUUGUUUUCACUUGUAUAUGUGUGGUUGUAAGGAGUUCCUUUUUUGAGAGAACGAGAGCACAUGUUUGCACUUUUUUAUGUAUAUUUGUUUGUAUGUAAUGAUUUUUUUACUUUGUUUUACUUGUGCGUGUUGCUUAAGUAAGGUUGAUGUCCAAAGUUUCAGCUCCAGCCGAUUCAGACAUGAAUCAAACCAAUUGCUAAAGCUGGUUUCUCAUUGGAGAUUAUUUGACAGUUGCCAAAACUGUUUUCAUGUAUCAAACUAAUGUUUAAAGACUCGAUUCACAAGCAUAAGUAUAAUUUUCACAGGAACUUUUAAGGUUGUAAACUUGGAUUUGUAAAGUAAUAAUGUGCAACGGACAGGACAUGAUCAUUUGAUGUGUAUGUCUUAAUGAGAAAAGCCUAUGUUUGAAUUUAUUGGUUUUCAUUUAAAUUAAAGCAAAUUUAAAUUUCUUA
Molecule: messenger RNA, 3403 nt
Organism: Triplophysa dalaica
Lineage: Eukaryota; Metazoa; Chordata; Actinopteri; Cypriniformes; Nemacheilidae
Gene: lrch1
Product: leucine-rich repeats and calponin homology (CH) domain containing 1
Exons: 21
Coding region: 212-2404 (730 amino acids)
Molecular function (GO): protein binding
Source: RefSeq, a predicted model, not a curated record